Molecule: messenger RNA, 968 nt
Organism: Coffea arabica (coffee)
Lineage: Eukaryota; Viridiplantae; Streptophyta; Magnoliopsida; Gentianales; Rubiaceae
Source: RefSeq, a predicted model, not a curated record
AGUUGUCAUAAAAAAAAAAAAAAAGAGCUUCAAAAUUUGCGGCACGUCCAAUUUGUUAAAUCUCCAAAAAUUUAACUAUUUAAGUGGGCAGCUGAGCACAGGAACUGUGUUUCCUUGGUGUCCAUGCAGAUCCGGGAGCUUGUGCAACUAAAAUAUUUUCCUUCAGUUCUUAGAAACCAGAGAGUUGACAAGGUAACAACUCCUCCAUACUAGGUCUGUGGAGUGUAAACUUAGACACCAUGUGGAAACAGAAACAGAGGAGUCUUAUGGAUUCUUCUGCUCCUCUGAUUAUACUGCUAAUGUUGCUAAUGCUGUUGCAACUUCUGGCUGUAAUGGCAAUAGCCAGAGUGGAGAAUUUUACAAGAUCAGACUUCCCAGUUGACUUUAUCUUUGGUGCCGGCAGUUCAGCAUUUCAAGUAGAGGGGGCUGCCCGUGAAGAUGGAAGGACGCCUAGCAUUUGGGAUACCUUCGUUUAUGCCAAUAAGGGGCUUUCUCAUGGAGCCUCCGGAGACAUAGCUUGUGAUCAGUAUCACAAAUACAAGGUAAACAUUUCAGUCAUGUUUUAGGCUUUCUGGCCUAGUGGUGGCAUUGGAACUUCAAUAGCAAAUCUAACUUCAUCUAAUGGUGUUCCUAAAUAGCUCUGCUGACAAUUAGUGGAAAUUAUCUCCUAAAAUGAAUUAUGUGAGGUGGAGAUUGAAAAUAUUCUAUUGCUGAGAGACACAUGGGUGAAUUGUGCAGGUGUACAUGUUUAUAGUUAGUAUCUUUACUUGUUUUCUUAGUAUCGACUUCCUUUGUUGUGUUAGUUUCUACAUUGUCCUGAGCAGUUGGAAAGACCAAUGGCUGUGGCAUCUGAUCCCCCAAAUAUGAGACUUAGUUGAUGAUUAGAUGUUUGUUAGCCUGCCCAUCUUUUGAUUUUUUAUAGUAGUGGAAAGUAAUUGGUCUUCUAUGAAAUCCGUUUUUCUAAUGGU